Molecule: messenger RNA, 444 nt
Organism: Quercus robur (English oak)
Lineage: Eukaryota; Viridiplantae; Streptophyta; Magnoliopsida; Fagales; Fagaceae
Exons: 2
Coding region: 1-444 (147 amino acids)
Source: RefSeq, a predicted model, not a curated record
AUGUCGGUGGCUCAACUCCCUGCUGUGAACGAUGACCGUGAGUCUAAGAGAGCCAAGGGGAUGGCUUCACCCGUACUAGGAUUCUCGGAUGAGGACAAGAUUAGAACUAUUCAACCCCAUGACGAUGCUCUAGUCGUCACGUUCAGGAUUGGGGAAUAUGACAUCGAGAGGAUUAGACUGCCCAUACAAACUGGCUCGGACAUAGUGGAGGUGGACUUCAUAGUGGUGGAUGCAUAUUCGCCUUACACCGCCAUUGUAGCUAGACCUUGGCUUCAUGCCUUAGGGGCUGUUUCCUCUACCUUGCACCAAAGGGUGAAGUACUCGUCGGAGGGUCAAGUCAAAGAAAUAGUAGGAGAUCAAGCCAUGGCUCGACAAUGCAUGGUAUAUGCCAUCUCACAAAGGCCAAGUGCCGAGCCCCCAACCCAUACCGAGAAUCCCUUAUAG